Messenger RNA from Vigna umbellata (rice bean), 974 nucleotides. The record is from RefSeq and is a predicted model, not a curated record. NCBI's taxonomy places the organism in Eukaryota, Viridiplantae, Streptophyta, Magnoliopsida, Fabales, Fabaceae.
AUGAACGGAGUUAACUUUCAUGUGAUGUGGCAAACAGCGAGAACACUCUUAUGCCAGCUUCCAUCUUCACUCUCUGACACGUUGUUGGGGGCAAAGAAAGUUGAGGAGGUACAUCUGAAGGUCGUCUUCUUGAGGAGGAUUGGGGAUAUAGGGUUUGGUGCUGCGGAAUCAGUCUCGGAAAAUUCCAUCCAUGAAUUCUCGGUCAAGGGAAGUGGCAGUAGCGGUGGCACUGCUCCGUCGUCUGCGCCGGUGAAGCAAUAUUUGCAGGAGUUCUCUAAGCUGUUUCAGUACUAUCUCGACAAAUCUACCCCCCAUUCCGCCUACAGAUGGAUUGGGACAUUGGUUCUGUUAUAUGUGAAAAAUGUGUUAAUUAUUGUUGUGAAAUAUUUCCAGGCUCCACUAUUAAAAAAGUAUCCUGCAAACCUGUCUGUCACGGCAUAUUCAUACUUCUUUGGAGCUGUUCUGAUGGUAACUACAUCAUUCUUUGCAACUAACGAGUCAACUGACUGGAGAUUGACACAGUCUGAAACGAUUGCUGUUAUUUAUGCGGGAUUUAUCGCAUCUGCCCUUAAUUAUGGACUGAUUACAUGGUGCAACAAGAUCUUGGGGCCAGCCAUGGUUGCUCUUUAUAACCCACUUCAACCAGGAGCUUCGGCUCUCCUGUCCAGAAUUUUUCUAGGAACUCCAAUUUACAUGGGAAGCGUCGUAGGGGGAUCUAUGAUCAUUAUUGGUUUGUAUGCGGUUACUUGGGCGUCUUACAGAGAAAGACACGCAGCUGCUGCAGUUAUUUCUCAUGAUAAGAAUUCUUAUAGAAUUAACAUUUUUUCAGGCCCCUCCACCAUGUCCCCUAAGCCUUCAGAUUAACGGUAUGUAAAAAGUUGUCUCAUUAUUCUUUCUUGUUUUUAUAUGUAAUGUUUUCAAGAAUUCAGAGAGAAUCAACGUUAAAUUUUUUAUAAACUUGUCCACAAAUUGGA